Suillus clintonianus is the source of this 609-nucleotide messenger RNA. RefSeq lists its product as uncharacterized. The transcript is spliced from 5 exons. The record is from RefSeq and is a predicted model, not a curated record. The coding region runs from base 1 to 609 and encodes 202 amino acids. NCBI's taxonomy places the organism in Eukaryota, Fungi, Basidiomycota, Agaricomycetes, Boletales, Suillaceae.
AUGCGACCUGAAUCUGAUCAUGAGACAUCUCGCAUAGACUACCUGGAUUUGCAUGCUGAAUAUAAACACCUCAUUGAAAUUGAGAUUGUACUUUGCGUCAUUCCUGCCAUCAAGAGCUCGUUGCAUACAAGUGAUCCAUUUGUGGGCAGUGAUGAGAGCUACAUGCUUCACAGCAUGUAUUCCAUCUUCUCAUCAUUUGCUGAUCUUGUUUGCCAUUGCCGGUACAAAUCCCAAUGGAACACAGUCAAACUCCCCAAGUCAAUGAGACAAAGGCUAGCGAAGCUGGAUGACAACCAACAGAAGUCCUCAACUCGAUCUCUCGAUGAAUCAUCAUAUGUCUUUCCCGACCCUCUUGUCUCUAUGCCCGAUGACACGCCAACCAUCUCAGAUGUCGAAGAUUGGACACACGAUUCUAUGGGAUCCGAGUCUUACACAUUUUCAUCCGCACACCCUUUUGAUGUCAUGCCACUUAGUUCCACUUGUUCCUCCCUCCACUCACUUUCAGAUGAUGGCCAUGAACUCAAGGUAUUGGAUGAACCCGUGUAUAGGACCUCUACCGCUCGGCGGCCUCAAAUUACUUCUACAGAAAAUGAACAAGUUCCUGGUUAG